This is a messenger RNA of Daucus carota subsp. sativus, 1440 nucleotides long. RefSeq lists its product as uncharacterized. The coding region runs from base 134 to 1180 and encodes 348 amino acids. The record is from RefSeq and is a predicted model, not a curated record. The transcript has 4 exons. NCBI's taxonomy places the organism in Eukaryota, Viridiplantae, Streptophyta, Magnoliopsida, Apiales, Apiaceae.
AAUAUUUAUCCCCCAAAGAAGAAUUUAAUAAGUUGUUUGACGCUGAAGCCUAACGCGACUCACUCAGAGUUGUCGUGUUUAUAAUUUCAGUAUUCAUCCGGGCCGGAGCGCCGGGCGAUUCACAGGCGACCAGAUGGACUCUAAACUCGACCCGGAUCCAACUCAUGACCAAUUAUUGGCUCCAGUGGAUACCGAUGACAAAGCCUCUUUAGAUUCGGAGAAUCAUAAUAAAAGGGCUAUCGCUAAAUUUCCGGGAAGCCAUCCGCUGUCAGCAGAGAGUGCAAAUGGUAUUGAAGCUUUAAAUGUGCAAUUACUCCAAGAGAUUCAAUCAAUGGACUCGGAGGUCAAGGAUAGUAAGCUCGAUGAAUCCAAAAUUGUGUUUCCUAAGAAUGAUAAGGAGUUAUCAGUUCCCUUAACUACAAAACAGACAGCUUUAGGAGACUUGCAGAAUGAUAAUGAAAGGCUAGUGCUUAAAUCUGUGGGGAAUUCUGCACUGUUGACGGAGAGUGGAUCCUCUGCUGAAGCUGCUAAGCUUUCUGGCACCAAAAGAGCUCAACCUGAGUCCUCUCGUCACCCUUCUCCAGGGGGUACUGCGGCUAAUGGCCAUUUUGUGUAUGUGCGUAGGAAAGCUGAAACUGAAGCAGGUAAAUGCAGCAACGAUGACAGCACAAGUAUUAGUGCCGAUCAUUCUCAAUCAAAGGAAAACAGUCACCAGAAUGAGAAUAUCGAGGAACACUUACAGGAAAAGGAAUCUAAUAUUGUGGUACCAGAAGCUUCAAAUAUUGAGAGGUUAUCUGUAGAGUGCGUGUCCAAAGCGCCAGCAGGUUCCCCCCCGGUGUCAAAGUCCAGUAAUACUUUUCCAUCAACAGUCUCAAAUCAUUUGCCAGUUAGGUCUUCUCAGCCUUCACUGGGUCAUCGAAAAAGAACAAAAGUCCAACACUGGGAGGAGAGAUAUUACAAGUUGCAGAACUUAUUAAAACAAUUGGAUAAUUCAAGUCAUGAAGGCUAUGUCCAGAUGCUCCGCUCAUUCUCGUCAGUUGAACUCAGUAGGCAUGCUGUUGAACUAGAAAAAAGAGCAAUUCAGCUUUCUUUGACGGAAGCUUUCUCUUCAUUACAGGUAGAGAAUGGGAAAGAGUUAUGCUUUUGGAUGUUCUUGGCAAUAAUCCAACGAGUUUUAUAGCAACCUCAACUCAGCAAGAACAGUCAAGAGUGAAGGGACAGUAAAAAAUGUAGACCUCACAUUGCUUGGACUCUUGAUGGGGUAAAUCCCCUGUAAAAUCUGUAAUCUACUAGUUGUGGGUAGGUUUCAAUGAUACCGUCUUCAUGUCUUUUAUUAAUUUACUUGGCGGAUGUUGUAUCUGAUUGUUAUAUACAUCGUUGUUACCUUGUAAAUCAUGUUAUAACAUCAUAUCCUUUAUACAUCUUACAAAUUGGUAGACA